UACUAGCACGCAAGUAAUAAUUAACUAAGCAUAAAUAUCGAAUAUCGUUUUAACAGCUUGUUAAAUUAUUUAUUGUAGUGUGUGCUACCGAGAUGUACGAAUACGCGAGAGUUUUGUGUUUAGCUGUGGUGUUUUUUGCGCGAAACAGCUAUGGUACUACUAGCUCUAGGAUUGUUUAUUAUAUUGAACAAGAUCUUCCACCGAAUCCAAUAAAUAAUUCAGUUACAGGACCAUCGUCUGGAGGACAAACGCCAAACACUCUUAACAAUGUGGCAGGAGUGCAGUUUCCAUCACAAAUUCCUCAAAAUAUUAAUCAAGUACCAAAUGCAGUUGGACAACUGGGAGGUAACGUGAACAAUCUUGGACAACUUCCAGUUACUGGUCAAGUACCAGGGAUAGGACAACUGACAAGCAUAACCGGCGGUGCUGGUCAAUUACCAGCUACAGCAGGACAGUUGUCAAGUGCUACCAGCAGUGGACAGUUACCAGUGGUUGGAGAAUUGUCAAGUCUUUCUAGCAGUGGACAGUUACCAGUGGUUGGAGAAUUGUCAAGUCUUUCUAGCAGUGGACAGUUACCAGCGGUGGGACAAAAUGUUAUUGGAAAUAAUGGUGGAUUACCGGUAGAAGGACAAGGGCAAAAUAUUAAUAGCAAUAAUGGUGGAUUACCAGCGGGAGGACAAGGACAAAAUAAUAAUAAUGGCAAUAAUGGUGGAUUACCAGCGGGAGGACAAGGACAAAAUAAUACUAAUGGUGGAUUACAAGCUGGAGGACAAGGACAAAAUAAUAAUAAUGGCAAUAAUGGUGGAUUACCAGCGGGAGGACAAGGACAAAAUAAUAAUAAUGGUGGAUUACAAGCGGGAGGACAAGGACAAAAUAAUAAUAAUGGCAAUAAUAGUGGAUUACCAGCGGGAGGACAAGGGCAAAAUGUUAAUGGAAAUAAUGGAGGACCAACAACAGAUGGACCAUGGCCAAGAUAUGUUCCCAGUAAUGUUCCUGGAUGUUGCUGGCAAUACGGACCAUCGCCAAAUGCUUCCGGUAAUGUUGGUGUAUCACCAGCGGGAUGGAAAAAUAAUAAUGGCAAUAAUGGAGGAUUACCAGUUGGAUGGCAAAAUGUCAAUGGAAAUAUUGUAGGACCACCAGCGGGAGGACCAUGGCAAAAUGUUAUUGGAGGACCUCCAGUGGGAGGGCCAUGGUCAAAUAUUCCCGGGCAAAAUGUUAAUGGCAAUAAUGGUGGUUCACCAGCGGGAGGACAAUGGCAAAAUGUUAUUGGAGGACCUCCAGUGGGAGGCUCAUGGUCAAAUGUUCCCGGGCAAAAUGUUAAUGGCAAUAAUGGUGGUUCACCAGCGGGAGGACAAUGGCAAAAUGUUAUUGGAGGAUCUCCAGUGGGAGGGCCAUGGUUAAAUGUUCCCGGGCAAAAUGUUAAUGGCAAUAAUGGUGGUUCACCAGCGGGAGGACAAUGGCAAAAUGUUAUUGGAGGACCUCCAGUGGGAGGGCCAUGGUCAAAUGUUCCCGGGCAAAAUGUUAAUGGCAAUAAUGGUGAUUCACCAGCGGGAGGACAAUGGCAAAAUGUUAUUGGAGGACCUCCAGUGGGAGGGCCAUGGUCAAAUGCUCCCGGGCAAAAUGUUAAUGGUAAUAAUGGUGGUUCACCAGCGGGAGGACAAUGGCAAAAUGUUAUUGGAGGACCUCCAGUGGGAGGGCCAUGGUCAAAUGUUAAUGGCAAUAAUGGUGGAUUACAAGCGGGAGGACAAGGGCAAAAUGUAAAUGGCAAUAAUGGUGGAUUACAAGCGGGAGGACAAGGGCAAAAUGUAAAUGGCAAUAAUGGUGGAUUACAAGCGGGAGGACAAGGGCAAAAUGUAAAUGGCAAUAAUGGCGGAUUGCCAACGGGAGGACAAUUACCAAAUGUUCCUGGCAAUGUUGGUGGAUUACCAUCCAAAGGUAACGAAUUGUCCAUCGAGAGGCCUUGCCACGUAUCCAAAAUGGAUUGCAUUCAAAAGUAUUUUGCAUCUCAUGGUCAUUGCAAUGAACCGAAAGGUCUUGUACAAGAUCCUUUGGUCAGGCCCAUAUCUACAUUAUUUCUAACUGGAUCAAAUUUGACUUUGACUGCCUUUAACGCUGUUUACUCAGGUUUAAAUGGAAGAAUUGAGGACUUUUACGUUAACAAAGCAACUGAUAACCUUGUGAUCCUCAUUCAGUUCAACAAUGUGACGUUUUACUCAAAAGACACUCGAUACGAGUUUCACCGGCCCGCUAAAGAAGCCAUCGUCAACGUGGAUUACGUAUUCUUCAGUUUCAAAUCAUUCUCUACAACGACGGUAAUUCCGCAAAUCAACGACUUGCUGUUGGAAAAAAGUGAAACGUUCGCGUUUGUCGAUGAACCUGGCAGAUUGACUACCGGACCGAAAGCGUUUGUUAGUUCAGGUAAGUAAAUGUUAUCGCCGCGUUGCAACGACUUGCGGUACGGACGGCUUCAGUGCUCGUGGCGUUCGAGCCGUCCACAUCUCUUGUUGUGUAAUUCUUUAUUGGUUACUUGGGAUAGGCGGGGAGAGUGACUUGAGUGGAAAAGGGGAGUGUUAGAUAUCUGUCAAAGGCGCCUUUAACCCGACACACAUCGCUCACAAGUGCGUGACUCCACUCAAGGUCAUUCUCUGCCA
Bicyclus anynana (squinting bush brown) is the source of this 2651-nucleotide messenger RNA. RefSeq lists its product as uncharacterized. The record is from RefSeq and is a predicted model, not a curated record. Gene Ontology annotation, molecular function: structural molecule activity. The transcript is spliced from 6 exons. Lineage: Eukaryota; Metazoa; Arthropoda; Insecta; Lepidoptera; Nymphalidae. Bases 93 to 2426 code for a protein of 777 amino acids. Gene Ontology annotation, cellular component: extracellular region.